AUUUGCAGGAUUCAUUGUUUAAUUUUGGAGGGAUAAUGGCGAAUGGAGUAAAGGAAUUGCCUGAAAAGUUUAUGGGAAGUUUUAAGCUUGAUCGCAGUGAAAAUUUCGAAGAAUUUCUGGCUUCAAAAGGCAUUAAUUGGUUUUUAAGGAAAAUGAUUUCUUUUGCAUCGGUUACUAAAGUAUUCAGCCAUUCCGAUGAAACCAAAGGUGCCUAUAAUUUGUGCAAUCGGUCAUCUAAGAAAGAUACGGUUUACAAGAAUUGGAAACUAAAAGAGGAGUUUCAGGCUGAAGGAUUUGAUGGUAAAAUGCACAGAGUCAACUUCGAUUUCGAUCCAAUUACAGGAAGUUUGAAAGAGACACAUAUCCGAAUAGACGACCCAAACGAUCAUGGAGAGACGUACACUUAUACCGUUGACGGUGAUACUUUGACGUUGAGUAUGGCAAAUGAAAAAGUGUCCUGCAAGCGGUACUUCAUUCGACAAUUACCUCCUGAGCAGCAACAAUCACCUUCAUAGAUUGAUGUGAUUCGUAGAGCAAGAAAGAUAAGCGAUUAAUAUCAUAUCAUACACAUAAAUAUCAUGUCAUGUACCCAAUUUACUCUUUUUUUUACUGCUUGGCAAGUAAAGAAGAUUUUUUAAACAAAAUGUUUUCUAAUUUUUUGAUUUUUCAUUUACGUGCUUAUUUAUUUGUUUCCCCUUUUUAUUUCUAUUUUGUAAACAUCUGUUUUACAUUGUCAAUCUUAUGAAGAUGAAGGAUUUGCUAUAAUUUCUUCUAUUUAACUUUUUCGUAGUUUUUUAUUUACCUGUUUUUGUCGAAUAUUUAUUUUGC
Messenger RNA from Loa loa (African eye worm), 828 nucleotides. RefSeq lists its product as hypothetical. Bases 36 to 515 code for a protein of 159 amino acids. Gene Ontology annotation, molecular function: lipid binding. NCBI's taxonomy places the organism in Eukaryota, Metazoa, Nematoda, Chromadorea, Rhabditida, Onchocercidae. The transcript has 4 exons. The record is from RefSeq and is a predicted model, not a curated record.